GUUAGAUCUUCCGGGUUAUGUGUUACUGAGUUCCCCGCCUUUACGUAAAGCUGUAACAGGACGUCGUCUUCGCAUUAAUACGAUAAUUUUGUGCUAUACAAAGUUUUUAGGGCUUUUAUUGUAAAAUGUAGUUAAUGUUUAACACUUCGCUUUGUUUUAUUUACCCUUAACGGUCAUUAUGUUGCUCCCUUCCGACGUUGCUCGGCUUGUUUUGGGAUACCUCCAAGAAGAGGGUCUUUCUGCUACAAGCCGAGCUUUCAUUCACGAGAGCCCAAAUUUGAAAGAGUAUGCUGAACACUCCUCGGGAGAUGGGACAGUUCCUGCCUGUGUGUUUUCUCUCUUUGGGAAGAACCUGACAACUCUUUUAAAUGAGUAUGUGGCUGUCAGAGCUAAAGAGUCUGGUCAUGAAGUUCCCCUCGUGAUGACCUCAUUGUGGAAAAAACUUGAUUUCACCCUCAACCAGAUCAAGUCUUUACAGAAUUCUCCAUCAAUAUCAAAGAGUCAGAGACUACGUUCACGGAUUGGAGUUGCCAACAUGGCGAGGCAGCGCGUCCUGACUGUAGCGACCACUAGCAGUGUCGUCUGCUCAUCCGUUUCUGAAACGAGCUCCAUCAUCAGCCCUGCACAGACCUCCCACUGCAUGGUCAGCCACCCCACCCCCGUUAGCUUCUCUGGCCCCCAUAACAGAGCGGCUGCUGCACAGCAGCUGAUCUACGACGGCGGACGAUUACUGAACACAUCCAGGGAUUCGCCGGUGCAGGUCGUCGUCUCAGAGCAGCGACUAAAUUCAGGCCCACUUUCUCCUGCUCGACGGAAAUGGGACACCCCCAGGAAAAGAAGUGGCCCAAGUGGACCCAGUGCUCCGAGCAGAUCUGCCCCGGCCGCCAGUAGCCUCGGUGCAGAAGCCGAACCCGAGGAGGCUGUUGAUGAGAACUUUCCUCAACUGGUGAUUCAGAACGCCUGUGACAAGAUUCUGGGAGACCGGCUGUUACAGGAGAAACUCGCUGAAAACAUCAACAAAAUUCUGGCCAACGAACCCACUCCUCCAACAUCCAAAGCCUCUGUGAGCACGGUGGAGGCCGAGCAGUCUAUAGAUGAAAUUCUGGGACUUCAGGGGGAAAUCCAUAUGAGUGAUGACGCCAUUCAUGACAUUUUGGAGCAAACAGAGUCCGAUCCAGCGUUUCAGGCCCUCUUUGACCUCUUUGAUUACAAUAAAACUAAAUCACCUGAUGAGGAAGCAGUUGAUGGACACACGGGCAGUAGUCUGGACGAGGCAGCUCAAGCUUCAUCUGCUGUCCAGCCCCUUCAGAGUCAUGUUGAGGGUCCAACACAUGUUGACGCCAGUGUGUCUGGCAUCCAGCCAGCCGCUUUAAAGGUCAGGGCUGCUCCAGAGCGUAAGACCAGGAAGUCCACUGUGUCCACUGUAGUGAAAAAAACUGUCCUGGACUCCGGCGGCCGGGCUUCCAGGAUUGAGAACAGCUCUGCCAGACUAUUGGUGACUCACGGGGACCCCCAAGGGGCCACAUCUGCUGCACUGAACUCCGGGAGGAAAGAAAAACCUAAUCUUCUGAUUGAUAGUGGGGGUGUAACACAAAUGGAUAUUGAUGAACCGCUGCACACACCUCCUCCCCCUCCUUUAGACAGUCUGGUUUCUCAGGAGCACACCAGCACCUCCACCGCCUCUUGUCUGGGUAAAUCGGUCCCCGUGCCUUCAGCCGACGGUCCCACCACAUUUACAGAUGCCUCAAAUGUAAACAAAACAUCAAAUGAGCAACUGUCUAAAAUAAUUUCUUUUCCUGUGAUGGAUCAGCCUGAUUUUUUUAGUUCAGUGGCUGGUUGCACGCCUCGUCCAUCAGGUUCAGCCACUGAAAACACACUGGCUGCAUCAUCUCUCCCUGCUACAGCUGUUUCAGUUACAGUUACCUCACCAUCAUCAUCGGCUCCCAUCCUUGCACCAGCCUCAUCCACCUCAGCAACUCCUCUCUCACCUGCAUUCUCCUGUGCUCCGGUUGCAGCGACGCCCACUCCCUCAGCCACCCACCCCUCCACCUUAUGCAUGGCGACAGACUCCAGCAACAUGGUGUCCUUAAAGAUCAUCGUGAGUGACAGCCAGGAUGAGGAUGCUUCCAGCGACGCAGCCUUGAGUCGGGCUAUCUCCAGCAUUUCUGGGGACAAGAUACCCACCAUCUACCUUUCCUCCCCAGCCAAGUCCCCCGAGUGCCCCGCCACUCCAAAAGCCAACUAUGAUGAGGUGGCACAGGCUGUGAGUGGCCUGCAAAGCUCAGAGGCAUGUGGCACUCCUCUCAGCUGUAAAGCUGCAGCAGUCAACACCACUCCGUUCGUCGGGACACCUCAGAACCAGCAGAGAUUUAUAGUUCAGCUUCCCGUGGACGCCGCCAGCCCCGGAUUGCAAGCCGCUGCUGCCAGCUUUUACCUUUUGACUCCAACUACAGAUGUUCAGCCCAGACAGGUGCUACUUCCUGCUGGUGUCUCACAUGGCUCACCUUUACCUGCCAAUCAGCACAGGGGGACGACGCCCAUAUACCCUCAAAGCUUCUCCACAGGCUCAGCAUUUAUCCUCCCAUCACCCAUGAAGCCUGUGGUGCUUCCUGUUUCUGUGUUGGGGCAGAGCGCAGCAGGAACACAGCUCCAGCUUGUUGACCCAUCAAACCCUGCACCAGUACAGCAGAAAGAAUCCAGUCCCACCACAGUGGCAACCAAACCAGCUUCAGGAGCUGAUAAAAGGGUGCCAGCCGUGGUUCAGGGUGAAAAGUCGCGCCAGCAGGAUGCAGCGAAAAGUUCCAGCCACAAGAGGAUUUUGUGUUUUGAUUCCUCGUCGCCUGAAAUUCAGCCACAGUCUGCUAAAGCAACUGAAACUGAAACCUCCCCAGCUGCCUCAAAAACAUCUGCAUCGCAACCUGAGCAGCAGCCUGAGAAGGACGGGAGGACAAAACCCAACAUUCUGGGUGGCAACAAACCCAAACGGAGGAUAGCGCCGGUCCAAUGUACAUCUGCUCCUCGGGCCGGAGCGACUUCGCUGAAACAGUCUGUCCCUCCACAGAUGCAGCAGAAGGAUUCUGUUAAAAAGAACGCUCGCAAGCAGGUGUACAGCGUUCACGACAAAGAUCCGGAAGCUGAGAAGCGGUCCGAACCAGAGGAAGCAUCAACAGCUGAUGGAUGUAACGGUGGAGUUAAAGCUAAAGAUGCUCGUGGGUCCAGGUCCAAUGAGUCUGCACUAAAACCAGGAAGCAGAAAGGACAGAGAAGAGGGCAGCAGGAAAGAAGCGGCGGACAAGGCUCCUGCGAGGCUACGUGAGGGGCGACCAGAAAAGAGGACUCCCUCCCAGGAGGUGCCUAACGUUCGCUCCAACAAGGAGAAUGAGAUGAAGGGAAGCGUGCCGGAGCCGCAGCAGCCGUCGGCGCCUUCCUCCUCUGCAUCAAGAGACUUCAGUCCUCCAGCUGUCACACAGCCGUCCCCUCGCACCCAACCUAACACCCCAAAGCCCCCAUCAAAGGCCAGCUCUCUGGCCAAACAGGCGGUUGAAAUGCUGCAAGGACUCGGCUCCCCAUCCACUCCAGUCAAAAAACCUGGUGCUGGCAGUCCAGAGCUCCGUCUCCCUGGGACGGACCGAACCAUUGAAACUCCAGCUGAUUGUCCCAGGACUCCAUCCCGACACAGAAAAGGCAAAGAGGGUGAAAGCACCCCCAGGCACCUAAUACCUUCAAACGCCUCAGAUGUACCCACCUGCAGCCCUGCAAGUGAAGCAGGGAGCGAGAAUAGCAUUAACAUGGCCGCACACACCCUCAUGAUUCUGUCCCGCGCUGCCAUCGCCAGGACAGGCACCCCGCUGAAGGACAGCAUGCGCCAGGAAGGAGCGGGAGAAAAGGAGCCCACGAGCUCCAAGAACUCUGAGAAUAAGAAACGUAAACGGACCUCUCCAGCGGACAGCCCUCCUGCAAAGAGAGAGAGCAAAAGAUCUCCCAGCAGGAAGAAAGACCAAGAAAGAAAGAAACUUAUUGAUUGCUUUCCUCAUGACCUGGAUGUGGAGAAAUUUCUGUCCUCACUUCACUACGACGAAUAAACCUGAACACAGGCGAAGACUGCCACAAUCUAUCUGGGUCGCUGUCCAGGAAUAGAAUAAGCCAUCUGCUGAACCAGUACUUCACGGUUCCUUCAGUUACUAUGCCUUAAACUUUAAGCUGCUGUGUGUUCUUUAGGGGUUGUUUUUCUGCUGUGGGUCAUCCAGAAUAAAAUCCUGGUUUAUGCAGCAGCAGGGGAACUAAGGCUCCUUUCAUGUUUUUAUAGUUGUUGUUUUUUUGUAUUUUUAUCUGCCCUUCACCGUUUUGAUGGGCACCUUCCCCAGGUGGAUGUUUGAUGUGAAUGAGUGACUCAAACCAGUCUUUUGGUCAAUAUUUGACUUUUAUUGGAUUCUUACAGUCAACACUGAUGGUUUUAAAAUCUGAUUUUGGUCUGUUUGGAUAAUGUUGACUUGAGGCUUUUCCUUAUACUUUGGUGUGGUUGUCUUGGAUAAAAAAACUCUUAUAAUGUUUGUAGCAUAUGUCUGUACAGAAUAUUCCUCUUCAGCUCUCAGAUGUGACAUUGCUGUUUAAAUACUCAGAAAUAACUGUUGUAAUUAAAAUGUGUUUAUUUCUGGUGCAGACAUUUAUUAUACAUGGCAGCUUGGUUUACCAUCUGAUUCCUGUCUACAAAGUUGUUGGUAAAAAAAAAGUGUUUGUCUCCUUAUGGAUUUCUUCAGCUUUUGCCUAAAUGUUACAAAUGAUAAUCCGAGUAAAAAGAAAAUUCAAUUUCAGAGCUAACUAUAUUUUAAAGGCAAGCUUGGCAGUUUUGCUUGCUUUCAGCACCCCCUAGUGUCUGUUAUUCUUUGUGGUCAAACUGAAAGCAAAACCUAUCUAAUCUUAAUCUAAAUGCUGAAAUUUCUCCCAGCCUUCAUUGGUUUCUACAUGAGUGAUUCAUCACUAAAUUAAACAAAUCAGUUGUGUUCA
Molecule: messenger RNA, 5003 nt
Organism: Nothobranchius furzeri (turquoise killifish)
Lineage: Eukaryota; Metazoa; Chordata; Actinopteri; Cyprinodontiformes; Nothobranchiidae
Gene: npat
Product: nuclear protein, ataxia-telangiectasia locus
Cellular component (GO): nucleus
Molecular function (GO): protein binding; transcription coregulator activity
Source: RefSeq, a predicted model, not a curated record